GAGCGCACAAGGACCCAGGACUUGCCUUCCACAGAGAGGACAGCUCAAAGCAAUGAUGAAGACUAUGUCCAGUGGGAACUGCACCUUGAAUGUUCCAGCCAAGAACUCAUACCGCAUGGUUGUGCUGGGAGCCUCCAGGGUAGGCAAAAGCUCCAUUGUCUCACGGUUUCUUAACGGCCGCUUUGAGGACCAGUACACGCCCACCAUUGAGGAUUUUCAUCGCAAAGUCUACAACAUUCGAGGCGACAUGUAUCAGCUAGACAUCUUGGAUACUUCUGGGAAUCAUCCAUUCCCUGCCAUGAGAAGACUUUCCAUACUCACAGGGGAUGUUUUCAUCCUAGUCUUCAGUUUAGACAAUAGAGAAUCCUUUGAUGAGGUCAAGCGACUUCAGAAGCAGAUCCUUGAAGUCAAAUCUUGCCUGAAAAAUAAGACUAAGGAAACAGCUGAUCUUCCCAUGGUAAUCUGUGGCAACAAGAAUGAUCACAGUGAACUGUACCGCCAGGUGCGUUCUGAAGAAGCUGAGAAACUCGUUUCUAGCGACGAGAACUGUGCUUACUUUGAAGUUUCAGCCAAGAAGAACACUAACGUGAAUGAGAUGUUCUACGUCCUCUUCAGCAUGGCCAAGCUGCCACAUGAGAUGAGUCCUGCCCUCCACAGGAAGAUCUCUGUCCAGUACGGUGAUGCCUUCCACCAAAAGUCCUUUAAGAUGAACAGGGUCAAAGAGACAGAUGCCUACGGCAUGAUCUCCCCCUUUGCUCGCAGACCCAGUGUCAACAGUGACCUGAAAUACAUCAAAUCCAAAGUUCUCAGAGAAGGACAAACAAGGGAGAGAGAAAAAUGCACAAUCCAAUGA
Messenger RNA from Gekko japonicus, 853 nucleotides. RefSeq names its product RASD family member 2 (gene RASD2). Bases 53 to 853 code for a protein of 266 amino acids. Gene Ontology annotation, molecular function: GTP binding; GTPase activity. The record is from RefSeq and is a predicted model, not a curated record. The transcript has 3 exons. Lineage: Eukaryota; Metazoa; Chordata; Lepidosauria; Squamata; Gekkonidae.